AUGAAGAAGGACCUCAUCGUGCGCGAGCACGGCAUCCGCCUGCUGGAGGCCCAGAUCGCCACGGGCGGCGUCAUCGACCCCGUGCACAGCCACCGCGUGCCCGUGGACGUGGCCUACCAGCGCGGCUACUUCGACGAGGAGAUGAACCGCGUGCUGGAGGACCCCAGCGACGACACCAAGGGCUUCUUCGACCCCAACACGCACGAGAACCUCACGUACGUGCAGCUGCUGCGGCGCUGCGUGCGCGACCCCGACACGGGGCUCUACAUGCUGCAGCUGGCCGGCCGGGGCUCCGCCCUCCACCAGCUGGGCGAGGAGCUGCGCGCCGCCCUGCGAGACACCCGCGUGACGCUGGGCGCGGGCUCCGCGGCGGGCCAGCGCGUCUCCGUGUGGGAGCUCCUCUUCUACCGGGAGGUGUCCGAGAGUCAGCGGCAGGACCUGCUGCGCCGGUACCGGGAGGGCUCGCUGACCGCGCAGGAGGUGGGCGCUGCCCUCGUCUCGCUGCUGGCCGAGGCCCGAGGCGAGGCGAGGCCGAGGCUGGGUGGCGCGCCCCGGCGCCCGGACCCUCGGGGGGCGCUGCGCGCCGCCACCAUGGAGGUCGGUGGGCCGCCUGCGGGGCCCCGCGUGCCCGUGUGGGACGUGCUGGCUUCCGGCUACGUGAGCGCCGCCACGCGGGAGCAGCUGCUGGCCCAGUUCGGGUCGGGGACGCUGGGCUUGCCCGCGCUGACCCGCAGGCUGACCACCAUCAUCGAGGAGGCUGAGGCGGGCCCCCUCCCAAGGGGGCGCAGCUCCGGGCAGCGGGAGCCCGGGCCCCAGGGGCCGGGCGAGGGGGCCGACGCCGGACCCUCCUCCGGCCAGGACGCCGACGCCGCGGAUGCCGCCAGGCUGCAGGAGCAGGCCCUGCGCGCCGCCACCAUGGAGGUGCGCGUCGGGCGGUUCCAGGGCCGGCCCGUCUCCGUGUGGGAGGUCCUCUUCUCCUCCUACCUGAGCCAGGCCCGCCGGGACGAGCUGCUGGCCCAGCACGCGGCCGGCGCCCUGGCCCUGCCCGCCCUGGUCGCCGUCCUCACCAGCUCAUCGAGACGGGAGGAGAGGGCUGAGCAGGUGUCCUUCCGGGGCCUGAGGCGCCAGGUGUCGGCCUCCGAGCUGCACACGUCCGGGAUCCUGGGCCCCGAGACCCUGCGGGACCUGGCCCAGGGCACCAAGACCCUGCAGGAGGUGACGGAGAUGGACUCGGUGAAGCGCUACCUGGAGGGCACCAGCUGCAUCGCGGGCGUGCUGGUCCCCGCCAAGGACGAGCCCGGGCGCCAGGAGAAGAUGAGCAUCUACCAGGCCAUGUGGAAGGGCGUCCUGCGGCCGGGCACGGCCCUGGUGCUGCUGGAGGCGCAGGCGGCCACGGGCUUCGUCAUCGACCCGGUGCGCAACCAGAAGCUGUCCGUGGAGGAGGCGGUGGCCGCGGGCGUGGUGGGCGGCGAGCUCCAGGAGAAGCUGCUGUCGGCCCGACGCGCGGUCACCGGCUACACCGACCCCUACACCGGGCAGCAGAUCUCCCUCUUCCAGGCCAUGAAGAAGGACCUCAUCGUGCGCGAGCACGGCAUCCGCCUGCUGGAGGCCCAGAUCGCCACGGCGGCGUCAUCGACACCCGUGCACAGCCACCGCGUGCCCGUGGACGUGGCCUACCAGCGCGGCUACUUCGACGAGGAGAUGAACCGCGUGCUGGAGGACCCCAGCGACGACACCAAGGGCUUCUUCGACCCCAACACGCACGAGAACCUCACGUACGUGCAGCUGCUGCGGCGCUGCGUGCGCGACCCCGACACGGGGCUCUACAUGCUGCAGCUGGCCGCGGGCUCCGCCCUCCACCAGCUGGGCGAGGAGCUGCGCGCCGCCCUGCGAGACACCCGCGUGACGCUGGGCGCGGGCUCCCCGCGGGGCCAGCGCGUCUCCGUGUGGGAGCUCCUCUUCUACCGGGAGGUGUCCGAGAGUCCAGCGGCAGGACCUGCUGCGGCCGGUACCGGGAGGGCUCGCUGACGCGCGCAGGAGGUGGGCGCUGCCCUCGUCUCGCUGCUGGCCGAGGCCAGCGAGGCCGAGGCCGAGGCUGGGGUGGCGCGCGGCGCCCCGGACCCUCGGGGGGCGCUGCGCGCCGCCACCAUGGAGGUCCGGGUGGGCCGCCUGCGGGGGCCCGCGGUGCCCGUGUGGGACGUGCUGGCCUCCGGCUACGUGAGCGCCGCCACGCGGGAGCAGCUGCUGGCCCAGUUCGGGUCGGGGACGCUGGGCUUGCCCGCGCUGACCCGCAGGCUGACCACCAUCAUCGAGGAGGCUGAGGCGGCCCCCUCCCAAGGGGGCGCAGCCUCCGGGCAGCGGGAGCCCGGGCCCCAGGGGCCGGGCGAGGGGCCGACGGGACCCUCCUCCGGCCAGGACGCCGACGCCGCGGAUGCCGCCAGGGCCCUGCAGGAGCAGGCCCUGCGCGCCGCCACCAUGGAGGUGCGCGUCGGGCGGUUCCAGGGCCGGCCCGUCUCCGUGUGGGAGGUCCUCUUCUCCUCCUACCUGAGCCAGGCCCGCCGGGACGAGCUGCUGGCCCAGCACGCGGCCGGCGCCCUGGCCCUGCCCGCCCUGGUCGCCGUCCUCACCCAGCUCAUCGAGGAGACGGAGGAGCGGCUGAGCAAGGUGUCCUUCCGGGGCCUGAGGCGCCAGGUCGCCUCCGAGCUGCACACGUCCGGGAUCCUGGGCCCCGAGACCCUGCGGGACCUGGCCCAGGGCACCAAGACCCUGCAGGAGGUGACGGAGAUGGACUCGGUGAAGCGCUACCUGGAGGGCACCAGCUGCAUCGCGGGCGUGCUGGUCCCCGCCAAGGACGAGCCCGGGCGCCAGGAGAAGAUGAGCAUCUACCAGGCCAUGUGGAAGGGCGUCCUGCGGCCGGGCACGGCCCUGGUGCUGCUGGAGGCGCAGGCGGCCACGGGCUUCGUCAUCGACCCGGUGCGCAACCAGAAGCUGUCCGUGGAGGAGGCGGUGGCCGCGGGCGUGGUGGGCGGCGAGCUCCAGGAGAAGCUGCUGUCGGCCGAGCGCGCGGUCACCGGCUACACCGACCCCUACACCGGGCAGCAGAUCUCCCUCUUCCAGGCCAUGAAGAAGGACCUCAUCGUGCGCGAGCACGGCAUCCGCCUGCUGGAGGCCCAGAUCGCCACGGGCGGCGUCAUCGACCCCGUGCACAGCCACCGCGUGCCCGUGGACGUGGCCUACCAGCGCGGCUACUUCGACGAGGAGAUGAACCGCGUGCUGGAGGACCCCAGCGACGACACCAAGGGCUUCUUCGACCCCAACACGCACGAGAACCUCACGUACGUGCAGCUGCUGCGGCGCUGCGUGCGCGACCCCGACACGGGGCUCUACAUGCUGCAGCUGGCCGGCCGGGGCUCCGCCCUCCACCAGCUGGGCGAGGAGCUGCGCGCCGCCCUGCGAGACACCCGCGUGACCUGGCGCGGGCUCCCGCGGGGCCAGCGCGUCUCCGUGUGGGAGCUCCUCUUCUACCGGGAGGUGUCCGAGAGUCAGCGGCAGGACCUGCUGCGCCGGUACCGGGAGGGCUCGCUGACCGCGCAGGAGGUGGGCGCUGCCCUCGUCUCGCUGCUGGCCGAGGCCGAGGCCGAGGCUGGGGUGGCGCGCCCCGGCGCCCCGGACCCUCGGGGGGCGCUGCGCGCCGCCACCAUGGAGGUCCGGGUGGGCCGCCUGCGGGGGCCCGCGGUGCCCGUGUGGGACGUGCUGGCCUCCGGCUACGUGAGCGCCGCCACGCGGGAGCAGCUGCUGGCCCAGUUCGGGUCGGGGACGCUGGGCUUGCCCGCGCUGACCCGCAGGCUGACCACCAUCAUCGAGGAGGCUGAGGCGGCCCCCUCCCAAGGGGGCGCAGCCUCCGGGCAGCGGGAGCCCGGGCCCCAGGGGCCGGGCGAGGGGGCCGACGCGGGACCCUCCUCCGGCCAGGACGCCGACGCCGCGGAUGCCGCCAGGGCCCUGCAGGAGCAGGCCCUGCGCGCCGCCACCAUGGAGGUGCGCGUCGGGCGGUUCCAGGGCCGGCCCGUCUCCGUGUGGGAGGUCCUCUUCUCCUCCUACCUGAGCCAGGCCCGCCGGGACGAGCUGCUGGCCCAGCACGCGGCCGGCGCCCUGGCCCUGCCCGCCCUGGUCGCCGUCCUCACCCAGCUCAUCGAGGAGACGGAGGAGCGGCUGAGCAAGGUGUCCUUCCGGGGCCUGAGGCGCCAGGUGUCGGCCUCCGAGCUGCACACGUCCGGGAUCCUGGGCCCCGAGACCCUGCGGGACCUGGCCCAGGGCACCAAGACCCUGCAGGAGGUGACGGAGAUGGACUCGGUGAAGCGCUACCUGGAGGGCACCAGCUGCAUCGCGGGCGUGCUGGUCCCCGCCAAGGACGAGCCCGGGCGCCAGGAGAAGAUGAGCAUCUACCAGGCCAUGUGGAAGGGCGUCCUGCGGCCGGGCACGGCCCUGGUGCUGCUGGAGGCGCAGGCGGCCACGGGCUUCGUCAUCGACCCGGUGCGCAACCAGAAGCUGUCCGUGGAGGAGGCGGUGGCCGCGGGCGUGGUGGGCGGCGAGCUCCAGGAGAAGCUGCUGUCGGCCGAGCGCGCGGUCACCGGCUACACCGACCCCUACACCGGGCAGCAGAUCUCCCUCUUCCAGGCCAUGAAGAAGGACCUCAUCGUGCGCGAGCACGGCAUCCGCCUGCUGGAGGCCCAGAUCGCCACGGGCGGCGUCAUCGACCCCGUGCACAGCCACCGCGUGCCCGUGGACGUGGCCUACCAGCGCGGCUACUUCGACGAGGAGAUGAACCGCGUGCUGGAGGACCCCAGCGACGACACCAAGGGCUUCUUCGACCCCAACACGCACGAGAACCUCACGUACGUGCAGCUGCUGCGGCGCUGCGUGCGCGACCCCGACACGGGGCUCUACAUGCUGCAGCUGGCCGGCCGGGGCUCCGCCCUCCACCAGCUGGGCGAGGAGCUGCGCGCCGCCCUGCGAGACACCCGCGUGACGCUGGGCGCGGGGCUCCCGCGGGGCCAGCGCGUCUCCGUGUGGGAGCUCCUCUUCUACCGGGAGGUGUCCGAGAGUCAGCGGCAGGACCUGCUGCGCCGGUACCGGGAGGGCUCGCUGACCGCGCAGGAGGUGGGCGCUGCCCUCGUCUCGCUGCUGGCCGAGGCCGAGGCCGAGGCCGAGGCCGAGGCUGGGGUGGCGCGCCCCGGCGCCCCGGACCCUCGGGGGGCGCUGCGCGCCGCCACCAUGGAGGUCCGGGUGGGCCGCCUGCGGGGGCCCGCGGUGCCCGUGUGGGACGUGCUGGCCUCCGGCUACGUGAGCGCCGCCACGCGGGAGCAGCUGCUGGCCCAGUUCGGGUCGGGGACGCUGGGCUUGCCCGCGCUGACCCGCAGGCUGACCACCAUCAUCGAGGAGGCUGAGGCGGCCCCCUCCCAAGGGGGCGCAGCCUCCGGGCAGCGGGAGCCCGGGCCCCAGGGGCCGGGCGAGGGGGCCGACGCGGGACCCUCCUCCGGCCAGGACGCCGACGCCGCGGAUGCCGCCAGGGCCCUGCAGGAGCAGGCCCUGCGCGCCGCCACCAUGGAGGUGCGCGUCGGGCGGUUCCAGGGCCGGCCCGUCUCCGUGUGGGAGGUCCUCUUCUCCUCCUACCUGAGCCAGGCCCGCCGGGACGAGCUGCUGGCCCAGCACGCGGCCGGCGCCCUGGCCCUGCCCGCCCUGGUCGCCGUCCUCACCCAGCUCAUCGAGGAGACGGAGGAGCGGCUGAGCAAGGUGUCCUUCCGGGGCCUGAGGCGCCAGGUGUCGGCCUCCGAGCUGCACACGUCCGGGAUCCUGGGCCCCGAGACCCUGCGGGACCUGGCCCAGGGCACCAAGACCCUGCAGGAGGUGACGGAGAUGGACUCGGUGAAGCGCUACCUGGAGGGCACCAGCUGCAUCGCGGGCGUGCUGGUCCCCGCCAAGGACGAGCCCGGGCGCCAGGAGAAGAUGAGCAUCUACCAGGCCAUGUGGAAGGGCGUCCUGCGGCCGGGCACGGCCCUGGUGCUGCUGGAGGCGCAGGCGGCCACGGGCUUCGUCAUCGACCCGGUGCGCAACCAGAAGCUGUCCGUGGAGGAGGCGGUGGCCGCGGGCGUGGUGGGCGGCGAGCUCCAGGAGAAGCUGCUGUCGGCCGAGCGCGCGGUCACCGGCUACACCGACCCCUACACCGGGCAGCAGAUCUCCCUCUUCCAGGCCAUGAAGAAGGACCUCAUCGUGCGCGAGCACGGCAUCCGCCUGCUGGAGGCCCAGAUCGCCACGGGCGGCGUCAUCGACCCCGUGCACAGCCACCGCGUGCCCGUGGACGUGGCCUACCAGCGCGGCUACUUCGACGAGGAGAUGAACCGCGUGCUGGAGGACCCCAGCGACGACACCAAGGGCUUCUUCGACCCCAACACGCACGAGAACCUCACGUACGUGCAGCUGCUGCGGCGCUGCGUGCGCGACCCCGACACGGGGCUCUACAUGCUGCAGCUGGCCGGCCGGGGCUCCGCCCUCCACCAGCUGGGCGAGGAGCUGCGCGCCGCCCUGCGAGACACCCGCGUGACGCUGGGCGCGGGGCUCCCGCGGGGCCAGCGCGUCUCCGUGUGGGAGCUCCUCUUCUACCGGGAGGUGUCCGAGAGUCAGCGGCAGGACCUGCUGCGCCGGUACCGGGAGGGCUCGCUGACCGCGCAGGAGGUGGGCGCUGCCCUCGUCUCGCUGCUGGCCGAGGCCGAGGCCGAGGCCGAGGCCGAGGCUGGGGUGGCGCGCCCCGGCGCCCCGGACCCUCGGGGGGCGCUGCGCGCCGCCACCAUGGAGGUCCGGGUGGGCCGCCUGCGGGGGCCCGCGGUGCCCGUGUGGGACGUGCUGGCCUCCGGCUACGUGAGCGCCGCCACGCGGGAGCAGCUGCUGGCCCAGUUCGGGUCGGGGACGCUGGGCUUGCCCGCGCUGACCCGCAGGCUGACCACCAUCAUCGAGGAGGCUGAGGCGGCCCCCUCCCAAGGGGGCGCAGCCUCCGGGCAGCGGGAGCCCGGGCCCCAGGGGCCGGGCGAGGGGGCCGACGCGGGACCCUCCUCCGGCCAGGACGCCGACGCCGCGGAUGCCGCCAGGGCCCUGCAGGAGCAGGCCCUGCGCGCCGCCACCAUGGAGGUGCGCGUCGGGCGGUUCCAGGGCCGGCCCGUCUCCGUGUGGGAGGUCCUCUUCUCCUCCUACCUGAGCCAGGCCCGCCGGGACGAGCUGCUGGCCCAGCACGCGGCCGGCGCCCUGGCCCUGCCCGCCCUGGUCGCCGUCCUCACCCAGCUCAUCGAGGAGACGGAGGAGCGGCUGAGCAAGGUGUCCUUCCGGGGCCUGAGGCGCCAGGUGUCGGCCUCCGAGCUGCACACGUCCGGGAUCCUGGGCCCCGAGACCCUGCGGGACCUGGCCCAGGGCACCAAGACCCUGCAGGAGGUGACGGAGAUGGACUCGGUGAAGCGCUACCUGGAGGGCACCAGCUGCAUCGCGGGCGUGCUGGUCCCCGCCAAGGACGAGCCCGGGCGCCAGGAGAAGAUGAGCAUCUACCAGGCCAUGUGGAAGGGCGUCCUGCGGCCGGGCACGGCCCUGGUGCUGCUGGAGGCGCAGGCGGCCACGGGCUUCGUCAUCGACCCGGUGCGCAACCAGAAGCUGUCCGUGGAGGAGGCGGUGGCCGCGGGCGUGGUGGGCGGCGAGCUCCAGGAGAAGCUGCUGUCGGCCGAGCGCGCGGUCACCGGCUACACCGACCCCUACACCGGGCAGCAGAUCUCCCUCUUCCAGGCCAUGAAGAAGGACCUCAUCGUGCGCGAGCACGGCAUCCGCCUGCUGGAGGCCCAGAUCGCCACGGGCGGCGUCAUCGACCCCGUGCACAGCCACCGCGUGCCCGUGGACGUGGCCUACCAGCGCGGCUACUUCGACGAGGAGAUGAACCGCGUGCUGGAGGACCCCAGCGACGACACCAAGGGCUUCUUCGACCCCAACACGCACGAGAACCUCACGUACGUGCAGCUGCUCCAGAGGGCUACUCCUGACCCUGAAUCGGGGCUGUUAUUUCUUUCUCUCACUGGAAAAUGAUUCUUCAUCGUCUUGACUAAUUUUUUUUCUUUUGUUAAUAAUACAUUACAGUUUUUUAGAAUAUGUAUCGUGAUAUACCUGUUCAUUUUGUUUUCCUGCCUGUUAAUUACCUUCCUUUCUGUCACCUAGUGUUGAUUGUAAUGGCUUAUAUUAGUCUAUUUCCAUUAAAGUCAUGACCUUUAUCGUCUUUUU
Molecule: messenger RNA, 8304 nt
Organism: Capra hircus (goat)
Lineage: Eukaryota; Metazoa; Chordata; Mammalia; Artiodactyla; Bovidae
Gene: EPPK1
Product: epiplakin 1
Biological process (GO): intermediate filament bundle assembly; wound healing
Cellular component (GO): membrane; cytoskeleton; keratin filament
Molecular function (GO): keratin filament binding; structural molecule activity
Source: RefSeq, a predicted model, not a curated record